CUCUUCUCCCUGCCGUCUUCUGCUCUCUAUCCUGCUCUCUCAUCUCGGCUGCCUCAUCCUCCUACCCUCUCUUACCUCAGCUACAAAUCCUUCCUCUCUCCCUCUCUGACAUCAUCACCUGCACAUUUAUUCAUACAGAUACACAAGUGGCCCGUCUUUCCUUACCUCUCUCUCACACACGCACGCAAACAUGCUUACACCCAUCUCCUCCUGCUGGCAGAGCGGGGCGAUGCAGGAGCGGCAGGAGCAGCUGUUCUGACACAUCCUGGCGUGACGAGCGCACACCGAAAAGGCAGGAGGAAAAGACAGAGGAGGAGGAGGAGAAGAUAAGGAGGAGGGGAGGAGGGAGGAGGAGGAGGAGAGGAGGAGGAAGAAGAAGAGAGAGAAGAGGUGGACACAACUCUUGCGAAAGGACAGCGGAGGACAGGAGAAGGAGAGGACGAGGCAGAGGAGCAGGGAAGGAGAGCAGAGGGGUGUUGCAGCCAUGUCAGACACACCUUUGCAGAGGAACGGCACCGCCACAGCACCGAUGUCGUGUGAGGAGGCACAGCUCCACAAAGAGAGGCUGCAGGCCUUGGCGGAGAAGCGAAAACGACAAACUGAGAUUGAAGACAAAAGAAGCCAGCUCGAUGACCUGGUGCUACAACUACAGCAUCUCAAGUCCAAAGCCAUGCGCGAGCGAUGGCUCCUCCAGGGAAUGGGAGUGGAGGAAGAGGAGGCACGGCGGAAACAGCUGGAACAGGAUGAAGAACAGGGCAAGAGGCUGGAGGACAUAAUACAAAGGCUGGAGUCUGAAAUCGGCACACUCGAGAGUGAAGAGUCUCAGAUAUCAGCCAAAGAGCAGGUUCUACGGGAACGUCUGAAAGAGACAGAGCGCUCCAUAGAAGACCUGCAGAAGAGCCUGAUGACCCAAGAUGGAGAUGCCACCGGCUGCAUGUCCGCCCCUCUCUCGGACUGCACGGACCCCGACGCCGACCACCUCGUCCUGGCUACGCAGCCCAGGACCGGCCCACCUGCCUCCGGAGAGCACGCCAUACCAAGACCUGCAAUGUUUGCCAUGGAGAUCAACGUGCAGCAUGACCCACAGACCGGCGAGCAGCGCGUCCUGUCAGCCAACCGUGUGAGCCCGCUGGACGCGGCAUCGCGUGGCGUCAAAGUAUACGACGAUGGCAGGAAAGUGGUCUAUGAGGUCAGUUCCUCUGGGGGCGUGUCCACCACCACCAUGGAGAACGGUUGGAGCUCGGCGCAGGUGGACCAGCUGAUCCAGCGUGCUGCCAGACCUGCUGUACACGGAGUAGAUGGCAGCAGGGGUCAGGUGACGGUGACCCAAGCUGCCCCACAGGCUUAUGUUUCCCCACUAGAUGUUGACGAUCUGUCACCACCCUCCUGCGCCCCGCCAUCCAUUCCUUCGAGCCCACCAGCACAGGUCGUCCUCCAGAGGGAGACCCGGCUUGGCAUGAUGCCCCCCUCUGCUCCCAUUACAACCCAACCUGGCUCCUCAGCUCACCCGGGCGGUGAGCUCACCAACACACCCCAAGCCACCGCAGAGCACCCAGUCACCAUGGUGUUCCUCGGCUACCAGGACGUUGAGGACACGAGCGAGAGCAGGCGGCUGCUAGGCUUUGAUGGCGCCGUGAAGGCCGAGGUGGUCCUCAUUGACGAAGACGACGAGAAAUCGCUGAGGGAGAAAACGGUCACCGACCUAUCCAUCAUCGACGGCACGGCGGCUGACCUCGUGUCAGGGCGGCCGGCCACGUCCGAGGCCGUCAGCACGGAACUGUCAUCCGACGGCCGCGAGCCCGACAGCGCCUCCUCACCCCCUGCCAACCCCGAAGCCAACACAGCCCCCCCGCCCGGCCUCACCCCCCCCACAGGCUAUGGCACACCAUCAGAGGUUACCGUGACAACAGAAAAUGGGUAUCAAGCUCCCAUUCCGAUCAGACAACCUCACACUGCCAUGAAAUCGUGGCGGGCAGCCGAGGAUGUCAGUGACACAACGCCACGAGAGCGAGCCCUGAAGAGCGUCAGUUUCCAGGAAUCGGUCAGCGUUAUCUCUGACAGGCCUGCAACCAUGGAAGUGGAGAGCCAGCAGAUCCAACAUGGCUGCCUCAGCAGCCCCAGUAACCGAGCCCACAAUGCAGUUGGUGUGAAAGUGGAGACUCCUGACAGCGAGGUGAUGCAGGAGAUCCGCUACUUGGACCAGGUUUUAGACGCCGCCUCAGAAACCCCCACCAACGGAAACUCUUCUCCCCCAGAACACAUCAAAACAAUCAGCAUUGACGGAAACUCUCCUUCCGUCUGCGUGUCCGCCUCCUCUCCCAUCAGCCACCAGUCGGUCGUCGUGGAGGGUCAGAGACAGACCACAUUCCUCCAUCAGGACGACUCUGCUGUGAGGACCAACGGUCACGUGCAGGCAGAGGAGUCGGCGAGCAGCAGGGCGAGGUUUGAGCUGAGAUCGUUUCACGAGGAGAAGCGGCCGGCGAAACUCUUCACCCCUGGAGAGGAGCAGCAGGUCAGGGUGACAAGGAGGCGACCCUCGGAGGAGGUUCAGGAGCUGGAGCGUGAGCGUCAGGAGCUGAUCAAAGACCAGGCAGUGAAGAAAAACCCUGGCAUCGCCCAGCGUUGGUGGAACCCUCCCCAGGAGGUUCCUUUGGAAGAACAGCUGGAUGCAGAGCAGCUUGAGUCUCUCAAGAAAUACCAGGAGAGGAAACAGCAGAAACAGGGUCAAACUUAUACAUACACACAGCCCCAGGUGUCAGGUCCUCCCACCAUGGUAACCUUCGAUCCUGAGCUAAACAGGAAAGACGACAUUGUGGAGGAGCAGAUCGACUUCUCUUCUGCCAGGAAGCAGUUUCUCCAAGGGGGACAAACCAAGAGGGACGUAGCUCCUCAAAUAUACUCCGCCAAACCUUUUUCAAAAUCCAGGGGCAGCCAGGGGAGCAGUGACAUUGUCGAAGAAACCGGGGAGGGUCACGUGACCUGGUCUGAUGAAGGAAUUGCGACAGAAUUCACUUGUGCACGAGCUGUAAUGACAAUCCUGCCUGAUGAGGAGGAAGGGAAGAGCCAUUUCAAUCCAGGUUUCCACCCAGAGGAGUCUGACUCAGGGUUAGACGAGUUAUCUGUCCGUUCUCAGGACACCACUGUGUUUAGCUUGGAUAACGUUUCUGACAGCGGGGCUUCGCUACCGCCUACCCCGCUGCCGCUUACCCCGGUGUCACCGCCCACCCCCCAGCCCACCACGCCAGUCAAUGGGCAGACCAGCAGCAGUCCAACGGAAGUCGACCUGGAGUACCACGCAGGGGUACUUGUCCAAAAUGCCAUCCAAAAUGCCCUGGCAGCUCGGGAUGGAGGGGAGUGGCAGGCAUCUGACUUGAAUUCCUCCCAACCUAGCGCCCCUGUGUCUCCAUCCUCAGUUUCUACGAGUAGCCCAGUGCCAGUUUCUUCCUCUCCUGUGUCUUCUGGUGGAGCUCCCAGCCUCCAGUCACCAGUGUCCUCCAGUCCUGCUCCAUUCGACGUGUCGCCUCAGCCAGACAGACGACCAGAAGUAAGAGUCAUUGCCCAAGAGAAGCCUUCAGAGUCCGAACAUGCUGUGCAGCAGCAGCAGCAGCAGCAGCAGCCCUCCAGUCCAGCACAGCAAACACAGCUCCAGACGCCUUCUCCACCUCCUUCUCAGCCUGUCUCUCCACCCCAGAGACCCAGAGACGGAGGCCCCAGAAUCAAAAUCCAGUCCUCUUAUGCCAGAGCUCUCGCCUCCUCAGCCCCGGCUCCAGCUCCUGCACCUGUCUGUGCAGCUCCAGUUUCCAGGCCGACCCCAGUCUACCGUCCCCCUUCUCCUCCGAGCCCAGAAAAACCAGAAUUCAGCUACUUCAGCAAAUACUCCGAAGCAGCCGAACUGCGCAGCACGGCGGCAGCCACACGAGGCCCUGAGGCAGAGGCAGCGAGCGGCCCGUUCCGCCUGCGCUCCAAGAAGCAGCGAACUUUGUCCAUGAUUGAAGAGGAGAUCCGAGCGGCUCAGCAGAGGGAGGAGGAGCUGAAGAAACAGAGGAAGGAGCAACCUGUUGUUAUCGUCCGCCCCAGCAACCCUUCAUACAACAGUCUCGGUUCUGUGAGGUCGGGGAUGCAGCAGACUAAGAUUUCCCCAGCAGAUAAGAUGAAGAGCAACAGCCUGCCAGCAAGACUCACACUGACAGCAAAGACAGCACCAGGAAAAAUCGAGAAGGUUCGACCUGCACCACCUGUCUCACCCUCGCCUUCAGACGGAGCCUUGUCUGACGCCGGCAGCGAGGACUCUGGAGGACGGCCCAAAAACUUCAUGCAGACGCUAAUGGAAGACUAUGAAACACACAAAGUCAAGAGGAGGGAGAAGCUAGAGGACAACAGUGUUCUGGAGGCCACUCGCGUCACCAGGAGGAAAAGCGACAUGGCGCGGAAGUGGGAAGCCGGUAUCUAUGCCAACGAGGAAGGAGAGGAAGAAGAAGAAGAGGAGGAGGAAGAGGAGGAGGAGGAGUAGACUGCUCCUUCCAGAGACAGUUAAGGGACCGAGAGGGAAGGAGGAGGAAGAGACUGAAGGAAAAACGCAGCGACGAUGUGGAAAGGAAACAGUAUUUAUUUCAUUCAUAGUAUUCUGAUCACAUGACCCACUGGCUUGACCAAUGGGGCUCAUCGAAGAGAUGCAUCGAGUUGUGGAUUUUAGAGGAUUGAAGGCCGACAGUAUGUGAAGAGACUGAGUACGUGAGAGACAUUUGAAGUGUUGAGAUGAUGCAAGAGACACUUUGAAAGGGUUUGAUGGUGGUUUAAGAGCGCUGCUCAGAAGUGCAUUGGGAAUUGAAGGUUUUUAAUAGUUGGUAGACGCUGAAUGACGUAAAUAUUCAUAGGAUUUUUCAUUUACCUGUUUUUUUUUUAUUGAAAUAUGGGCUGAGAUCUAAAGAAUCAAUCUAAAGAUUUUAUUUUGACUGGUUGCCUGAGACUUGCUGAUGAUGGUUUUGGCAGUGGGUGCUUGAUAAUAACCCCAAUGUUCAAUUCAAAAUGUGUGGAGAGGGUUGCAAACGACAACAGGCAUAUGCAGAGUGACUAGGAAGAAACUUUUAACUGAAAGGAGUUAAAGAGAGGAGACAAAGCGAGGCCUGAUAUCUGUCAGAUUUUGAUGAUGCUGCAAUGUUUUCCAGGCACUUAAACAAAUGGGAGCAUCACCUUCAGAGCCCGUAAAGUUUAACCUUCUGCAUCCUGUAGUGCCACAACACACCACAGAUAUAACACAUGUACGGCAUGUCGGUGGGAGCUUUUGCAAUCCUUUUAAGCAUCUGCAAUAAAUCUUAAGUGCCGACUUGAGGGUCCUUGAACUGUUGAAUGCUAGCGAGGAAAUUUGAAAAACUAGCAUCAAGGUUCAACUUUGCCUUAGAUCGUCAGUGAUUGUUGGAUGCACGAUAUGUAUGAUGUAUUUUAUCUUCUCUUAUUCUGCAGUUUCAGUAGACCUUAGAGAAAAUACCACAUUAGAUAGAAAGUCUGUCUAUAAAACACUAUUCUUCAGUGACUUCAUGUCUAUUAAGUGACGGACACAUGGGAAAGAGGGAAGCUAACUGCGGGUCAUGUUUGCGUCACUUCAGUCAGAGUGUGUAUGAAAUAAAGGGCUGGGUCGAGGGCUUUUAUAUCCUAAAGUAAAUCACUUAUUUUACCUUCGCUGGCUACGUCGCUUUGUUGACCUGUGCUUUCUGAUGUAAGCAGUUGUUUCAUGUAUUAUACUGAGGUAGGAUUGUGUAUUUGAUAUAUGAACAUGUAUGUUAAGAUUCCAGUGAGGGCGACUGCCGUGUAUCUACUAUACCUUGCUAGCUGAGGAUAAAGUUUGAUGAAAAAUAUUGAAAAAGCGUUUUAUAAAAAAAAAAAAGUUGUUUUACCAAAAACAGAAUGUUGUUAUUUAGAGAACAGUCCGCCUACGCUUUUAAAAAAUCUAUUUAAGAAGUUUCUGAUUGUGUGCAUGGAAUGACACUCCUUUCCUAACCUGACACAAGCACACAACAAGCAGAAGGUAACCGACAUUGCAAAGGCUCAUUAACAGGCCCUAACUACAGGCUCAACUUCUGCUCAUUUUGUAUGAUAAUAACGUAACAGGGGAGGUUCAUGUGUUGGGGUUGUCAGUUUUUUUACUAAAUAUAUUGUGAGCUUUGAUUUUACAGGAUGUGACUUCCUGUUUUAAAUGAACGAUGAAUGAUUUACUGCGAUACUGUGGAUUGUCCAGGUGUGGAAAGCAAAGUUCAGCUUCAAAACUAAACACAUUGAAACAGGAGUAAUCCCUGUAGCCUAGAGGAUUGUCUUUAAGGGGACAGUUCACCCCCAAAUCAAAAAUACAUAUUUUGCCCCUUACCUGUAGUGCUGUUUAUCAGUCUAGAUUGUUUUGAUGUGAGUUGCCGAGUGUUGGAGAUAUUGGCAGUAGAGAUGUCUGCCUUAUUUCCGAUAUAACAGAACUAGAUGGAACUAGGCUUGUGGUGCUGCAAAAAAAAUGAAUUUUAUAAACUCAACAUCAGUGUCUCUUUCCAGAAAUCAUGACCUGUUUAUUCAAGAUAAUCCACAGACCUUGUUGUGGGUGGUUUCAUGGAACUAUUUUCUUUGUACCAAACAACUGCCAACCAUAUCACCCCACAGGAGGAAGAGUGCAUCUACUCACGGACAGGAGGCUUUGUUUUUGACAGCAUAAGAUGUAAAAAUUAAGGGUGCUCUCCUCAGCUGAGCUGUGACGUUAGCUAGCUAGCUAGUGGUCAUAGGUGAGCUAGCAGUAAAUGCACACUUCCUUCUAUGUGGUGAUAUGGUUGGCGGGUAUAUUUCCAUAGAAAGAAAAUAGUUCCAACAUGAAACUGCUCACAAAGAGGUAAGGUAAGAAGAAAAAUAUAUAUUUCUGAUUUUAAAUCAGAAGCAGAAGGAAGUGUGCAUCUACUCACAAACAAGAGUCUCGUGCUUGUGACAGCACGAGACUCUUGUUCAUGAGUGUAAUUAAUGGUGUUUUUAUUGGGUAAGCCGUAACGUUAGCUAGCUAGCUAGUAUUGAUAGGUGAGCUAGCAGUAGAUGCACGCUUCCUUCUGUGUGGUGAUAUGGUUGGCGGAUAUAUUUCCAUAGAAAGAAAAUAGUUCUGACAUGAAACUGCUCACAAAGAGGUAAGGCAAUAAGAAAAAUAUGUAUUUUUGAUUAUGGGUAGGAAGCAGAAGGAAGUGUGCAUCUACUCAUGGACAAGAGGCUCAUGCUUAUGACAGCACGAGAUGUAAAUAUUAAUGGCAUUCUUCAUCGCUAAGCUGUAACGUUAGCUAGCUAAGUGAAGAUAUGGCAGCUAGCAGUAGAUGCACGCUUCCUUCUGCGUGGUGAUAUAGUUGGUGGGUGUAGUUCAGUAGCAAAAAAAAAUAGUUCUUAUAUGAAACUGCUCACAACAGGGUCAUGAUUUCUGGAUAGAGGCAUCGCUGUUGAGUUUUUCAAAUGUUUUUGGCAUUUCCAGCACCACAAGCCGAAUGCCAUCUAGUUCCAUUAUAUUCUAGAGAGGGCAGACAUCUUUACGGUGGAUAUCUCCAACACCCAGCAGCUUAAGCGAGAAUGAUCUAGACUGAUCAGUAGCGCUACAAGUAAGAGGAAAAAAUAUGUAUUCUCGAUAAGGGGUGAACUGUUCCUUUAAAUGAGAAUUGAAAGUAGAAAUGUGUCAGCGUGGCUGUACAAACAGUAUUUUUGAACCACUUUAACUGAAAAGUAGCAAAGUGAUUUUGUUUGUCAGUCUUUUUAGCUUGUUUAUUGAAGCCUUUGAGAUUUUCUUUCGGCAUAAGGAUGUCAGGAAGAUGGUGAGAAAGAUUAUCCUGUAAACCCUAGGUCGAUCACAGCAUCUGCUAGCGUGUCUUGUCCUGUAAGUGUCCUUCGGCCAGGCACUGACCUUUGUGUUUGCUCACAAACACACUGAAUAAAUUCUAUAUCAUUAAAACUGAGGUAAACUUGCACAGAAGAUAAAGAAUUGUGGGACACAUACUAACCCUUGACAAUAAUGACUCUCUAUUAUAUUUAUUGGGACAGUCCCAGCCUGAGUGCAACUUAUCUGACUCUAUUUAAUUAUCUAUUUGCUCUCUGAGGGAAACGUAGUGCCAGCAGCCACCAAGAGGAAGUAAGAACCGAGGACUCGUGCCUAUGCGAUGUGCCCAUUUCCCCCGAAACAAAACCAACAUUGGUUCCACAGAAUCCUCCUCUGUCUUGUUUUCGGACAUGUGAUGAAAAAUAUUUUUUGAGACUGAGAUUUGAUGGUGGUGCAGCAGAACAUUGUGUUGAGGUACAGUGCCGCUGACGCUGAUGUGAGAGUCAUUUUGCGACAUGACUUAAAGGAUGAACAAAAUGGUAUUUUUUGCUUUACCAUGUGAGAGAUAUUCGAUUGCAGAGGAGAGUGAACAGACAUUUUUUAUUCAGGAUGAAUGGCAUGGUGAUACAGAUCCUUUGUGACGGAUGAUAGUUUUACAGUGGCCUGUUCUGGAUGCCAGCUGAGCAUCUACUGUAUCUGAGCUUUAUUCACAGCACGAUUUGAGUUUUAAGCAACAAAAGCAAAUGGCUUCCUCCCUAGUUUACUGUAGCUGCUGCAGCACGUUGUAAAACUGUUUUAUUGUACACAAACACACACACACGCUGUCCUCAUGUCAUCUUUUAGGACACAAUUGAAAUUUGAGUUCUCAUUGGAUACAAAGCUUUUGAAAUGGUAACAGACAUCAUGCACACUCAGAGGAGUUCUAAUUGUGUGAUUUAUUAUAAUUAUUAUUAUUAUUAUUAUUAUUAUGCUUUUGUUGUUUGAAUUCAUGGUGCAGAGAUGAUUUAUUUAUCAUUUUAAAAUACUGGGAGCUUGUUUUCACCUGCAGGAGCGCCCGAGCUUCAGUGUGGGACUGUCUGUGUGUGUGUGUUGAAGCAAUCUUAUUAUACAGUAUACAGUAUAACCUCUUUUCCUAUGUUAACCACUUGUAUGCUCAUACUCUGCUUUGUUAUUUUAUAGCACAUGUAAGGCUCACAGUUAUACACCUACUAUACAUAUUAUGAAUAUUUUCUCAUUAAAAACAAAACCUGUA
Molecule: messenger RNA, 9062 nt
Organism: Epinephelus fuscoguttatus (brown-marbled grouper)
Lineage: Eukaryota; Metazoa; Chordata; Actinopteri; Perciformes; Serranidae
Product: A-kinase anchor protein 2
Exons: 16
Coding region: 485-4510 (1341 amino acids)
Biological process (GO): regulation of cell shape
Cellular component (GO): membrane
Source: RefSeq, a predicted model, not a curated record